CGCUAGAUGUAAGUCUUGAUUUGUCAAUUUAUAUCGGAAUAAAAUGGAAUGGAAGUAUUCACCCCUUAAUUGCUUUUAAUAAGUUUGUUAACUACCAAUCACCUCAUUUUACUCAACCUAAAACGCCAAUUGCUUAUUUAUGUCAUCCCCUUAUGGGAACAAUGGGUGCACAUCUUAUUAGAAUUAACCUUAAUGUUGAUUGUUGCUUAUUUUCACAAGCUAGACUCUUUAUAUAUAGCUAG
Messenger RNA from Cetraspora pellucida, 242 nucleotides. Lineage: Eukaryota; Fungi; Glomeromycota; Glomeromycetes; Diversisporales; Gigasporaceae. The record is from the annotation of a GenBank genome assembly.